CCAGAGCCCGGCUCGGUCCGGUCCCUCUGUGCCCACCUCACACUCCACCACCUCCUCCUUGUCCCACUCCUCACCUAGGGCGACCUGAACUGCCAUGGGUUAGGGUGGGGGCCGCGAACCGCGCGAAGAACCAGCCCAGUGCACCCGCCGGGGAAGCCUGAACGCCGCGCGCGAGCGCCGGGCAUGGGGAACACGGUGUGAGCCCGCACCCGGGGAGAACGAAGGAGCUUCGAGACGGGCGCGAGGAGAAGGAGGAGGAGGAGAGAAGCGGUGGAUUGGAAGGACCCGAGGGAGGAAGGGAGGGAGAGGAAAGAGGGUGGGGAAGCGAGGGAAAAGUGAAGCUGGGAGGAGAAGGCGAAGGAAGGUGGGGAUUGAUGCUUCUGUUUUUUGUUGCCGCUGUUGCCCUCGCGCUGGGAACCAAGCCGGAGGGAAGGCGGUGGAGAGAUGAUUGCAGAGUUGGUGAGCAGCGCUCUGGGGCUCGCCUUGUAUCUCAACACCCUGAGUGCGGAUUUCUGCUAUGAUGACAGCCGUGCUAUUAAGACCAAUCAGGACCUUCUCCCAGAAACUCCAUGGACGCAUAUUUUCUACAAUGAUUUUUGGGGGACUCUUCUAACUCACAGCGGCAGCCACAAGUCUUACCGGCCACUCUGUACUCUUUCUUUUCGCCUGAACCAUGCCAUCGGAGGGCUGAAUCCUUGGAGCUACCAUCUUGUCAAUGUCAUAUUGCAUGCAGCAGUUACUGGUCUGUUCACAAGCUUCUCCAAGAUACUCCUUGGUGAUGGAUACUGGACCUUCAUGGCUGGCUUGAUGUUCGCCUCUCACCCCAUUCACACGGAGGCGGUGGCUGGAAUUGUGGGAAGGGCUGAUGUCGGAGCUAGCCUCUUCUUUCUUCUCUCCCUGCUCUGCUACAUUAAACAUUGUUCUACAAGAGGCUACUCAUCCAGGACGUGGGGCUGGUUCCUAGGGACGGGACUGUGUGCAGGAUGCAGCAUGUUAUGGAAGGAACAAGGAGUGACUGUUCUCGCAGUUUCAGCAGUUUAUGAUGUCUUUGUCUUUCACAGGCUGAAAAUGAAACAAAUCUUGCCUACCAUUUACAAAAGGAAGAACUUGUCUCUUUUCCUCAGCAUUAGUUUAUUAACUUUCUGGGGGUCUUCCCUUUUGGGGGCCCGUUUAUACUGGAUGGGAAACAAACCACCAAGCUUUUCGAACUCUGACAACCCAGCUGCUGAUUCGGAUAGCUUCCUGGCUAGAACGCUCACCUUCUUCUACUUGCCAACCAAGAACCUUUGGCUGUUGCUAUGCCCAGAUACCCUCAGUUUUGAUUGGUCAAUGGAUGCUGUGCCUCUGCUCAAAACAGUUUGUGACUGGAGAAACCUACACACUGUGGCCUUCUAUACUGGACUCCUCCUCCUUGCCUACUAUGGUUUGAAGAGCCCUACAAUAGAGAGAGAAUGCAGUGGGAAAGUUGUAACAAAUGGCAAGCAGAAUGCAAAUGGACAUAGCUGCCAUUCAGACAUGGAGUACCGGAACUCAGAGAUUAAGCCCAGCUUUGCAUCCAAAGUAGAAAAUGGCAUAAAAAUUAAUGUACCAGAGAGAACACAACUUCCUUCUACUGAGAACAUUGUUGUUCUGUCUUUAUCUUUGUUAAUAAUACCUUUUGUUCCUGCCACAAAUUUGUUUUUCUAUGUCGGCUUUGUAAUUGCAGAGCGAGUGUUGUAUAUUCCUAGUAUGGGCUUCUGCCUUCUGAUUACAGUGGGUGCCAGAGCCCUUUAUGUCAAAGUCCAAAAGCGGUUUCUCAAGAGCUUGAUUUUUUAUGCUACAGCUACAUUAAUUGUUUUCUAUGGACUCAAGACUGCGAUCAGGAAUGGAGACUGGCAAAAUGAGGAAAUGCUGUAUAGAUCAGGGAUAAAAGUAAAUCCAGCAAAAGCAUGGGGUAACCUUGGAAAUGUUCUGAAGAGUCAGAGUAAAAUUUCUGAAGCUGAGAGCGCCUAUAGAAAUGCUUUGUACUACCGCAGCAACAUGGCUGACAUGCUUUAUAAUUUGGGGUUACUUCUCCAGGAGAACAGCAGGUUUGCAGAAGCACUGCAUUAUUAUAAAUUGGCUAUUGGAAGCAGGCCUACACUGGCUUCUGCAUAUUUAAACACCGGUAUUAUUCUAAUGAACCAAGGAAAGACAGAAGAAGCCCGACGUACAUUCCUGAAGUGUUCAGAAAUCCCCGAUGAAAACCUAAAGGAUCCUCAUGCCCACAAGAGCUCUGUUACCAGCUGUCUGUAUAACCUGGGGAAACUCUAUCAUGAGCAGGGACACUACGAGGAUGCCCUUACUGUUUAUAAGGAAGCAAUUCAGAAGAUGCCAAGACAGUUUGCCCCACAGAGCUUGUACAACAUGAUGGGUGAAGCUUAUAUGCGAUUAAGCAAACUCCCCGAAGCAGAACAUUGGUACAUGGAAUCAUUGAAAUCCAAAACUGAUCACAUCCCUGCUCAUCUCACCUACGGGAAACUACUAGCACUUACAGGUCGUAAGAGUGAGGCUGAAAAGUUCUUCUUGAAGGCUAUUGAGCUGGAUCCCACCAAAGGAAACUGUUACAUGCAUUAUGGUCAGUUUCUUCUGGAAGAAGCUCGUCUCCUAGAAGCAGCUGAGAUGGCAAAAAAGGCAGCUGAGUUAGACAGCACGGAGUUUGAUGUCGUUUUCAAUGCUGCGCAUAUGCUCAGACAGGCUAGCCUCAAUGAGGCAGCAGAGAAGUAUUAUGACUUGGCAGCCAAGCUGAGGCCUAAUUAUCCAGCUGCCCUGAUGAACCUGGGAGCCAUUCUGCACCUCAACGGCAGACUCCAGAAGGCUGAGGCCAACUACCUGCGGGCACUGCAGCUCAAGCCAGAUGAUGUCAUCACGCAGUCCAAUCUGCGCAAACUGUGGAACAUCAUGGAAAAACAAGGCCUGAAGACUUCCAAGACCUGACACAGGAGGACCGUGCCUUGGCCUCCAUGUUUAAAAGCUGGCUUCAUUAACUAACAGAACUUCCCAGCGGUGCUAUGACAAGAGCUGGUUUUAGACUUCAAGACCAGAGGGCCGAGGUCACUGAGGGCACUACCACUUCUGGGAGAAUCUACUUUGUUGUCGGCACAGCUGUUAACACCAAAAAGGGAAACAUUGAAAACUCCUGAUAUUUGUAGUUGUUACCCAUAAGACUGCAAACCAGAGCACUUAAGAAAGAAAGACUCUUUUGGCAUUCUUAAAAAGAGGAGAGAGUCUAAAUUACAGACAUUGUUCACUUUUAAAAUCUAAUUUCAAAAUUAUAUAGUUCCUUAAGCACUGUGAGAGGAAAUCAGUGUCCAUUCAAUCACGGUAAACUGUUAAGGUCAAGUGUUAACAGGGAGUGAUUGAAAGGUAGUAUGAACCCCAGUGAGCUGGCUGGUUGUCCUAACACUGCUGUCUUUCCACUUUGGGAUAGCCUACUUAUCAAUUUCUAAAGCUUAGAAAACAUUUUUCUUUUUAAAAUACUGUGUCAAGAUCUGUCAGAAUCUGUAGUUGUUUCCUGACUAGUGCAUAUAAUGUUUUGUUAUUUGGAUGUCACAGAUUUCAUAUCAUUUGAUGUUCAUGUUCUAAAAAGAGUAUGAAAAGCAGGCUAACCAGACUUCACAAUGGUUUUAUAAGAGGGAUUGGACAGGCAUUUUUAUUCUAUCGUCACGGUUCCCCCAGCCGCCUGCCAGAAUUCACUGUAUUA
Messenger RNA from Chrysochloris asiatica (Cape golden mole), 3721 nucleotides. It is a transcript of the gene TMTC2, whose product is annotated as transmembrane and tetratricopeptide repeat containing 2. Gene Ontology annotation, cellular component: endoplasmic reticulum membrane. NCBI's taxonomy places the organism in Eukaryota, Metazoa, Chordata, Mammalia, Afrosoricida, Chrysochloridae. Gene Ontology annotation, molecular function: mannosyltransferase activity; protein binding. Gene Ontology annotation, biological process: protein O-linked glycosylation via mannose. The coding region runs from base 445 to 2955 and encodes 836 amino acids. The record is from RefSeq and is a predicted model, not a curated record. The transcript has 12 exons.